AUGUCUGUACUCCUGGAAACGUCACUGGGCGACAUUACAAUUGAUCUGUUGGUGGACGAUGCACCGAAAUGCUGCGAAAACUUCUUGAAGCUAUGCAAGAUCAAGUACUACAACUUCUCGCCAGUGCAUAGCGUCCAACCCAACUUCUCCUUCCAGACCGGUGACCCGAUUGGCCCUUGGUCUAACGAGAGUGAUGGCGGCCGAUCGAUCUGGGGCGUGUUGGACCCUCAGGACCGGGCGAAGAAGACGUUCGUGCCCGAAUUUCCACCGAAGCUGAAGCACAAAGAAAGGGGAACCGUCAGUAUGGCCACUGCACCAGCGCCGGACAACCCAGACGAGCGUUAUGCAGGGAGCCAGUUCAUUAUCACGCUCGGACAGGAUAUUGAUUAUCUUGAUGGGAAGGCGGCCAUUUUUGGGACAGUGGUGGAAGGCUUCGAUACAUUGGAGAAGAUCAACACCGCUUAUAUCGAUGACAAGGGUCAACCAUUGAAGGAUAUCCGUAUCUUGCACACCGUGGUCCUGGACGACCCAUAUGACGACCCUCCAGGGCUAGUUGCGCCACCCGAGAGCCCUGUACCUUCGGCUGCGCAGCUUGCUACAGUCCGUGUCGCAUGGGAUGAGACCCUUGAAGAGGAAAACGACCCCGAAGCCCUCGAGCGGGUACGGAGGGAGCGUGAGGCGCGAGCACAGGCGCUCACUUUGGAAAUGGUUGGAGAUCUGCCAUUCGCCGAAGUCGCUCCUCCCGAGAACGUCCUGUUUGUCUGCAAACUGAACCCUGUCACCGUUGACGAGGACCUCGAGACCAUCUUCUCCCAGUUCGGGAAGAUUAUUAGUUGCGAGAUUAUACGAGACAAGACGACAGGUGACAGUCUGCAGUACGCCUUCAUUGAGUAUGCGGACCAGAAGUCAUGUGAACAGGCGUACUUGAAGAUGGACAAUGUUCUGAUCGACGAUCACCGGAUUCAUGUGGACUUCUCCCAGAGUGUCUCAAGAAUUGCCGACGACUGGCGUGACGCUGCGAACAAGAAGCGAAGACGCGCAGCAGGAGGCUUUGGAGGCAUUGAGAAUCUCGAAAAGAAACGACAGUACCGUGACGAAAACACACGAGAGCUGGCCCCUGACUCCGUUGUGGAUAAGCUCAUAAUAGAUCGCGACCCCAUACCCGUAGAGGCGAGGGACCGGCCCAGCGAGAAGCGCCCGGCCCGCAGAGACGACGCACGGAGGCGCGAGCGGCGGGAAGCGUAUCAUGAUGAUCGUUGGAAGCGGGAUCGAAGCCGGAGCCCAAGGAGAGACAGACGCGAUCGAGACAGGGAUGGCAGAUACGAUGACCGCCGUGCCCGGGAACGGAGCCGAAGCCCGGAUCGAUAUCUUGAUGGGCGCCGUCGGGAGCGAAGUCGAGACAGGUAUAUCAAGGAGGAUCGGCGUGAGCGCGACCGCAGUCGCGACCGCUACAGACGGGAUGAGCGUCGAGACGAAAGGCGGAGACGAGACUGA
Molecule: messenger RNA, 1494 nt
Organism: Westerdykella ornata
Lineage: Eukaryota; Fungi; Ascomycota; Dothideomycetes; Pleosporales; Sporormiaceae
Product: cyclophilin-like protein
Exons: 2
Coding region: 1-1494 (497 amino acids)
Biological process (GO): protein peptidyl-prolyl isomerization
Cellular component (GO): nucleus
Molecular function (GO): peptidyl-prolyl cis-trans isomerase activity; RNA binding
Source: RefSeq, a predicted model, not a curated record